Molecule: messenger RNA, 419 nt
Organism: Homarus americanus (American lobster)
Lineage: Eukaryota; Metazoa; Arthropoda; Malacostraca; Decapoda; Nephropidae
Exons: 4
Coding region: 84-419 (111 amino acids)
Source: RefSeq, a predicted model, not a curated record
UACCUGGAGGUGUGUGGUGGUAGACACUGUUUAUGUGUGUUAAGUGAUUAUUUAAUGAGAACUAGACAUCACACGUAAGCAGAAUGGCAGGUGAGGGGCGACGUGCCAGCCUCACAUCGUCCCUGGUGACUGACGUGACAGGCUUCCCGUCUAUGACAGAAGAGGAGAUCUCAGGGUUGAACGUGGAACAGCUGGAGAACGCCGCGGAGGAGCUUCAUGCGCUUUGUUCACUCAUGCAGGCAGAGCUCGACCUAUACAGCCGCUUCCUCAGUAGUCAGGUGGUGCAGGAGGACGCUGCCCCUUCCACACAAACACACUUCACUCCAGGUGGGAAACGGUGCUGUGCUUGCUUUUCUGCUUACUAUUUCUACGAGUAUUAUCCCAGUUCCUGCUUCGUCCUUCUGCUGCUGUUAUUCUAG